Messenger RNA from Oenanthe melanoleuca, 5378 nucleotides. It is a transcript of the gene PKD2, whose product is annotated as polycystin 2, transient receptor potential cation channel. Gene Ontology annotation, cellular component: membrane. Bases 37 to 2742 code for a protein of 901 amino acids. The record is from RefSeq and is a predicted model, not a curated record. Gene Ontology annotation, biological process: detection of mechanical stimulus; release of sequestered calcium ion into cytosol; potassium ion transmembrane transport. Lineage: Eukaryota; Metazoa; Chordata; Aves; Passeriformes; Muscicapidae. Gene Ontology annotation, molecular function: muscle alpha-actinin binding; potassium channel activity; voltage-gated sodium channel activity. The transcript has 15 exons.
GCUUUCCGCCGGAGGCGGGGCAGGGCCGGCGGGCCGAUGGCGGGCGGCGGCGGCCGGCGCGGGCGGGAGCAGCUGGAGCUGGAGCGGCUGGGCCCGGCGGCGCGGCCCGGCUCCUGCCCGCCGUCGCCGCCGCUCUCCGCCUGCUCGCGGCAGGCCUGGAGCCGGGACAACCCGGGCUUCGAGCCCGAGGAGGACGCGGCGGCGGCGGCGGCGGCGGGGCCGGUGCUGGAGAUGGACGUGGAGUGGGGCAGCCGGGCCGCGUCGUCGCUGGGCAGCGGCGCGGGGCCCGCGGCGGGCGGCGGGCGGAGGGCGCGGCGGGGCCCGGCGGGCCGCGGCGGGGCUGAGGGGCCGGGCCGCCCGCCCGCGCCGCCCGACGGAGCCGCGCCCCGCGGGGCGGCCUGGGCCAAGCGCCUGGCGCGGAGACUGCGAGGUCUGUGGGGGACAAGACUCAUGGAAGAGAGCAACACCAGCAGAGAGCGGUACUUGAGGAGUGUUUUACGGGAGCUGGUCACGUACAUGGUUUUCCUCGUGGUCCUGUGUGUCUUGACUUAUGGGACAGUGAGUUCCAGUAUGUACUAUUAUACAAGGGUUAUGUCACAGCUCUUCCUGGAAACACCUGUGUCAAAAACAGAGAGAACUGAUUUCAAAACUUUGUCCACAAUGGAUGACUUCUGGAAGUUCACAGAAGGCCCUUUGCUGGAUGGUCUUUACUGGGAGAUGUGGUACAACAACAAAACCAUGGCAGAAAACAAAAGCUUCAUUUAUUAUGAGAACCUGCUCCUAGGGGUGCCUCGCAUUCGGCAGCUGAAAGUCAGGAAUGGUUCGUGCUCCAUACCUGAAGAUUUAAAGGAUGAAAUCAAAGACUGCUAUGAUGUCUAUUCUGUAGCUAAUGAAGAUACUGCUCCUUUUGGACUCAGGAAUGGAACAGCCUGGACGUACACCAAUGAGAAGGAUUUGAAUGGGAGCAGCCACUGGGGCUUGAUUGCCACGUACAGCGGGGCUGGUUAUUACCAGGACCUCUCAAGGACCAGAGAAGUGACAGCCCUGCAGAUUGCCAGCCUGAAGAAGAACCUGUGGCUGGACAGAGGGACCAGAGCAGCCUUCAUUGAUUUCUCUGUGUACAAUGCAAACAUCAACCUAUUCUGUGUGGUCAGGUUGCUAGUGGAGUUUCCAGCCACUGGAGGCCUGGUUACAUCUUGGCAGUUUCAGCCUGUGAGGCUGAUUCAUUACAUCUCCACUUUUGAUUUUUUCCUGGCAGCCUGUGAAAUGUCCUUCUGUCUUUUUGUUCUGUAUUAUAUGGUGGAGGAAGUCUUAGAAAUUCGCAUUCAUAGACUGCGCUACUUCAGAAGUCUUUGGAAUUGCCUUGACAUCCUUAUCAUUGUGCUGUCUGUGGUAGCUAUAGGAAUUAGCAUCUAUAGGACAUCAACUGUUGAUAUGCUCCUGAAGAAGCUGCUGGAAGAUCAGAACUCAUUCCCCAAUUUUGAGCCCUUGGCAUAUUGGCAAAUGCAGUUCAACAACAUUGCUGCAGUCACAGUGUUUUUUGUCUGGAUUAAGCUUUUCAAAUUUGUUAACUUCAACAGAACAAUGAGCCAGUUAUCCACCACGAUGUCCCGCUGCGUCAAGGAUGUUAUUGGCUUUGCCAUUAUGUUUUUUAUUAUUUUCUUAGCAUAUGCUCAGUUGGCCUAUCUUGUCUUUGGCACUCAAAUUGAUGACUUCAGUACUUUCCAGGACUGCAUAUUUACUCAGUUCCGCAUCAUUUUGGGAGACUUCAACUUCACAGAGGUUGAAGAAGCCAAUCGAAUUUUGGGACCCAUUUAUUUCACUACAUUUGUGUUCUUUAUGUUCUUCAUUCUUUUGAACAUGUUUUUGGCCAUUAUCAAUGAUACCUACUCUGAAGUCAAAUCAGAUAUGGCACAACAGAAGGCAGAAAUGGAAUUGUCUGACCUUAUCAGGAAGGGCUACAACAAAGCCAUGAUCAAACUUAAACUGAAGAAAACUACUGUUGAUGACAUUUCAGAAAGUCUGAGACAAGGUGGAGGGAAGCUCAAUUUUGAUGAACUCCGGCAGGAUCUCAAAGGGAAGGGGCACACGGAUGCAGAAAUUGAAGCAAUAUUUACCAAAUAUGAUCAAGAUGGGGACCAGGAAUUGACAGAGCAUGAACAUCAGCAGAUGAGAGAUGACCUGGAGAAAGAGAGGGAGGAUCUUGACCUGGACAGGAGCUCUCUGCCACGUCCUCUGAGCAGCCGCAGCUUCCCCCGCAGCUUGGAUGACUCUGAGGAGGAUGAGGAUGAGGACAGUGGGCACAGCUCCAGGAGGAGGGGCAGCAGCUCUAGUGGGGUUUCCUAUGAAGAGUUCCAAGUGCUGAUGAGGCGGGUGGAUCGCAUGGAGCAUUCCAUCGGCAGCAUCGUCUCCAAGAUCGAUGCCGUCAUCGUGAAGCUGGAAGCCAUGGAGAGGGCCAAGCUGAAAAGGAGAGAUGUCUUGGGAAGGCUGUUAGAUGGAGUGACAGAGGAUGAAAGGCUGGGCCGGGACAGCGAGAUGCACCGGGAGCAGAUGGAGCGGCUGGUGCGGGAGGAGCUGGAGCGCUGGGAGUCGGACGACACGGCCUCGCAGAUGAGCCACCGGCUGGGAACGCCCCUGGGGCUGGGCGGGCAGCCCCGCUCCAGGAGCUCCCGGCCGUCCUCCUCCCAGUCCGAUGGCCUGGAGGCAGCAGCAGCAAACGGGGGCAGCAACAUCCACGGGUAGUUCGUAGGGGAUUCCAGGCGUUUCGGGUCAGGAUUGGAGAAGAUGAAGAACUGGAUGCUGCACGUUUCGGUAUGAAGCAAGCAAAUGCCACUUUAUUGCUCUCUUCUAACCCUAAUAUGCAAUUUCUCUCCCCCUGCACAUGUCACACAACUUAUCAUUGGCAGAAGCCUUCUUGAAUGAGGCAAACUUUUUUUGUCAGACUUUUCUACUUUUCAUAGGCUUCAGAGUUCCUUGGCAUUCCCCUAUCACCUUUGUCUCACCCCUUGUUUUCUUGUUAGGCUGCAGCUGUUCUUCUUAUUAUUCUUUUUCGAGGGCAAACCUACAGGCCUGGCUCAGGCUCAUAAAAGCAUUCAUAUCCCUUUCCUGGGAUAUGUUCACUACAAUCUGUAUCACUACAUUGUUCACUACAUGUCCAUUUUUCCCUAAAAACAUUCCCAUAAGUAUUCAGCCAGCAAAUCCCCCAACGUGGGACCAUUCUCAUCAGACCACUGAGGAUAUCUUUCACUGGUAGGGAAAAAAUAUUCACUCCAGAAAUCAUUUUCAGGCCUUUGUAAGCUAUGUGUAAUGGUACCAGUGAGAGUGGCAGCCUUAGAAACUGAAAUGCAGGAAACUGAAUGGAAAUCAGGUGGGACAAAAUCCACCAGGACAGAAAUUUGAUUCUGUAAAAAUAUCAUUUGGAACACUUGCAUGAGGGCAGCAAGCUUCAGACAAAAUAAUGUGCAGUGGCUGGUACACUAAAAGGCUAUUAAUUUUCUGUUUCCUCUUGGAAAGUGCAACUUUUAAAGGCUUUUAAAAGCAAAUUUUUAAAUAAUAUUAUAUCAGUCUGUCUUAUUCAUUUUAAUAACUGUCAGAUAAAACAGCACUUUUUUAAAAGUUAUGAGUUUCUACUUGUCCUUCUGAGUUUUCUUGGUAUACUAUUGUCUUACGUAAUUUAAAAUAUUCUUUUUUUUUCCUGUUUUGAGAGGUACAUUUCUUUAAGCAGAAGAAAGUGCACUUAGUUUGUACAACUGUAAAUUACAUCAUUCUCUGCUAGAAACUGAAUGCAUUAAAAUCAUCAUUUCAGAAGAAAUAUUUGAGAACUGCCUCUUCACACCCAAGUAGCAUUUUCAGCUAUAUUGCAAAGUGCCCACUUUUUAAUGUGUUGUUUUCAUGAUUUAAUUGUUUCUGGGAUAAACAUUCUGGAGGUUUAAAUACAGCUAUUUUGCAGAAAAUACAUUAUUUAAAAGCACACAAAAUAGAAAAACACUAAGUUUUCCUUGGGUGUGACAGGGAAAGGGGUAGGGAAGUUUCUGACAGUUGGGAAAAUCUGAUCUUGUGCCAUGUGAAGUUCUAAUCACAUCUCAACUAUGUGAUCUGUAUUUACAUUUAACUAAACUGCUUGUAAAAUUAUUUGGUACAUUUCUACAUAGACUUUUCUGCUGUUGGUGCCUUCUGUUUCAGCAAGCAGUUCUCUCAUCGUUCUUAUGGGAGUGCUGUUUAGGCAAAGCUUCCAUGUCCCAUGUAUUCUUGCAAUGGCAUUUUCUGGAUGAGCACUGGCUCAGAAUGCCUUUCCUCUAACCAGGGAACUUGAUAAAACUGAAUGGAAUUCACGCCUUUCCAUUUUUUAUUUUAUGAGAAACCGUACGCACAGGAACCUUAUUAAUGUAAGGUGACAGAGGAGGAAAUUCAGCCUUGGAAUUUCAUAGUAGCUGUGUCUCUGGAACAGAAUUAUGGAGAAGAACAGGUUGUGUCCUUGUGUAGAUUAUUUUGUCCUGUACUGGGAAGAAAUUCAUACCCUGUCACAGGAUUCCUUGUGAACUUACCAAAACAGUGCACAGCACAGUGGGUAGGGCAUUUGUGUGGGAUGAGGGCAUUCAGAUUAAGCUCUCUCUUACCUUUAUUGAAGGGUUUUACACCUCAGAAGCCUUUCUGAGGAAAGCUUUUCAGUGCUGAGCUGCAUUUCUGACUGUAAACAAACAGACCAAAAAGAAACACCAGCUGUACACAUGACCAGCUGGUGUGCGAGGAAAAUAGAAAAAAAUUAUACCAAAGCAAUUUAAUAUACAGAGCCUUUUCUUUAUAUUCAUAUCCAAAAUGUGUUCUUCAAAAUGUAAAUUCAGUCACUCAGUUCACCUUUCUGUUGUAUUAUAUGUUUAUUAUGAAAGUGUUUGCAUUAGUAGCUGCAUUUGUUGGGAUGUAUUUCUGUAACGUGUCGUUACUUGAUAACAAACUUCAUCUUGAAGUGCAAUAAGUUUCCAUGGGGUACCCGUGUGUGUUGACAGUGGGCCUUGCAGUGAGUGCAUUGCCACUUGACAAAUGUUACAAACAUUUUAUUGAUGCAUUUUUCAGUUUUAGAUUAUAAUAUCAUUUGUCACGUAAUUCAAAGGUACAGUUUUUUGCAUAGUAAUGUACAGUGUUUGGUCUUGUUAGGAAGCUGUUAAUUAUGCAAGUCUUCUAAAAUGAUCAAGAAUGUAUUGAUCUGUAAAACUGAGCACUUUACUUCCUAAUAAAUAUUUUAUAUAAUCUACAAAGAAAACAUUGUGCCUACACUUGGUUUGUUUAUAAUGGAACAUGAAGAAUCCUUCAUUUCAUUUGUGUUGCUUUUAUCUCAUACCUCAUUGUCAGGUUACCUAACAAAGAAAGUAGAGCAAGAGAAA